Molecule: messenger RNA, 4017 nt
Organism: Pyrus x bretschneideri (Chinese white pear)
Lineage: Eukaryota; Viridiplantae; Streptophyta; Magnoliopsida; Rosales; Rosaceae
Product: pentatricopeptide repeat-containing protein At3g09040, mitochondrial-like
Exons: 2
Coding region: 191-2599 (802 amino acids)
Biological process (GO): RNA modification
Molecular function (GO): RNA binding; protein binding
Source: RefSeq, a predicted model, not a curated record
UCUCUCUUCCUUUCCCUUCCUACUUGAACGGUUAACGAUUAGGUUACGUCGAAGAAGGGGAAGAAGGAGAUGAGAAAAGGAGGGGAAAGAAUUCUACAUCUUAAUUUCAAACAAGUUUCGAAACAAACCCAAUACAUUUCAAAAGAUUUUCCCCGUUUUCCCAAAAGACCCAACUUCAACCUGCAAUGCAAUGUGGGCAAAGGGAUUAUUCACCUUCGAACUUUCAAAAGGCAGCCUCUGCCCUUCACUCAGGCACUUUCAUGCGAUCUCCAAACUCUACAGUUCAAAAUCCUGCACUUCAUCCUCCAAUUUCGUGAUGGGUGAAAACCCAACUGCCAUUGCCGCUGCUCUUUCCCUCUCUGACAAUUUGAAGUCAGCUUCUCUUGGUACCCAAAUCCACUCCCGUGUCAUCAAGUUGGGAUUCACUAAUGACGGUUUUGUAUUCAAUAAUUUGAUCAAAAUGUACUCAAAAUGUGGGAUUAUGGGUGAUGCGUUCAAACUGUUUGGUGAAAUGCCUGAGAGAAACCUCGUCACUUGGACUUUGAUGAUUUCGGCUGCCGUCCAAGACGGUCAGUUUGAAUUGGGCUUGGAGUUUUAUUUGGAACUGGUAAGAAGUGGGUUGAGGCCGAAUGAAUUCACUGUUGGUAGUGUUCUCAAGGGGUGUGCAGCGUGUGCUAGUAUCGAAGCAUAUGAAUUCGGCAUGAGUGUUCAUUGUUUUGCAUUGAAAACUGGGAUCGAACAGAACUGCUAUGUGGGUGGUUCUGUUUUGAACAUGUAUGCUAAGUUGGAGGAUGUCGAAUCGGCGAAGGGAGUGUUUGAGUCUAUAAGCAAUCUUGAUACUGCCGGUUGGAAUGCUAUGAUUGGAGGUUACAGGCAAUGUGGCUAUGGAUUUGAAGCAUUGAAAGUUGUAUGUUUGAUGGUAUGCAAAGGUAUAAGCAUGGACCAGUUCACCUUUGUUAAUGCUCUAAAGGGUUGCUCUGUUGUCGGAAAUUUGGAUUUUGGGAAGCAACUUCACGGAUUGAUCAUCCAAAGUGAGCUGAAAUUAAGUACUUCAGUCAUGAAUGCUCUUAUGGAUAUGUACUCUAGAAAUGGUAGGAUGGAUUUGGCUUUGCACGUUUUCAAUAGGAUACAAACGAAAGAUGUCAUAUCGUGGAACACCGCAUUUGGGGUCUUCUUUGAAGGCAAGAAUGCAAGAGAAAUUGCAAACUUAGUCCAUGAGUUCAUGCUAGAAAACAUGAAGCCAAACCAUAUUACGUUCUCAGUCUUGUUUAGGCAAUGCGGUGAGCUACUUGAUCUUAACCUUGGGCGUCAGUUUUUCUGCCUUGCAUUACAAUAUGGGUUCUGGAAUGAACCUAAUGUCAGAAGCUCAAUAAUCAGUAUGUUUUCUAGAUGUGGCGCUAUGGACAUGGCACACUUGUUUUUUGAUGGCAUACUUUACAAAAACAUAACUUAUUGGAAUGAGUUGAUUUCUGGGUAUAAUUCAAACUAUUGUUAUUCAGAAGCCAUGCAGAUCUUUUGUAAUUUAUGGGACUUGGGAGUUGAAGCGAGUGAAGUCACAUUCUCCAUCAUACUGGAAGCUUGCUAUAAUGAUGAACACCAAUAUAUGACUAGACAAAUUCAUGGUGCAGUUGUCAAGUUGGGCAUCUCCUUCCACGGAUAUGUUUGUAGCUCAUUAAUUAAGUGCUAUGUUAGAUUUGGACUACUGGAUGAUUCCUUUGAGUUUCUUAAAGGGUUUGAGAGACUAGAUUUGGUAUCUUGGGGAACUAUGAUAUCUGCUCUGGUGCAUCAGGGACAUUUUUUUGAAGCUAUAAAGAAUUUCAACUCUCUGAGAGAAGUUGGUGGGAAGCCUGAUGAAUUUAUAUUGGGAAGCAUUCUAAAUAGUUGUGCCGAUAUUGCAAGCUAUCAGUUAGUUAAAUCUGUCCAUUCCAUUGUCAUCAAAAUGGGAUUCCACAUGCAAGUCUUUGUUGUUAGUGCAGUUAUAGAUGCGUAUGCAAAAUGCGGGGAUAUUGGAAAUUCAAGGAUGACCUUUAUCCAGUCACUUGGAUCUGAUGACGUGGUUAUAUAUAAUGCUAUGAUCAUGGCUUGCGCUCAUCAUGGUCUGGCCGAGGAAGCGAUGGAUAUCUUUGAGAAAAUUCGGUUGGCAAAUCUAAAGCCCAGCCAAGCCACAUUUGUGUCUGCUAUAGCAGCUUGUAGUCAUGUGGGUUGGGUUGAUCAAGGUUGUUCUUUGUUUGAGUUAAUGAACUCCGAUUACAAGAUGGAACCAGUAUCUCAGGAUGUUUAUGGUUGCAUGGUUGAUCUGCUUUCACGACACGGAUACCUUGAAGAUGCUAGACAAAUGAUUGAAGUGAUGCCUUAUACUCCUUGGCCUGCUAUAUUGAGAUCCUUGCUUAGUGGUUGUAGGAUACAUGGGAACAGAGAGUUGGGAGAAUGGACUGCUAAGAAGUUAGUUCAGUUGGUUCCAGAAAAUGAUGUACCUUAUGUACUGUUGUCGAAGGUGUACUCUGAAGGAGGUAGUUGGGAAGGUGCUACAAAGAUAAGGAGGGAAAUGAUAGAAAGAGGUGUGCCAAAAAAUAAAGGAUAUAGUUGGAUCGAGGUAUAGGAAGAGUUUCCCCUCUGUUGAUGAACAGCUUUCAAUUGUUUGCCUCAGUAAGAAAAUCAAUUUGAGAGAAAUGUAGAACCAGGUAAGGUCAAAUCAGAAUGGGGUUCCUCUCUUUAUGCAUCUGGUGGUGCAGACGAGAGUUCAAGCAGAACUUGCCCAUUCGAUAAGAAGACAAGUCUCUGGACAGGGUCUUCAUCCCAGUUAAUGUCAAAGAACUCAAAGAGUAGUAGCAUAUGGAAACAAUCAAUCAACCGAUACAUGUAGCGGGGACAGGAGAGAAACCAACAUUGUGCACCUGCAAAUCCUUGUACUCCCAGCCAACUGUUAUUGAUGCAAUCAGUCAGGUUACCUAAUCAAUGUUCACAAUAUCGUUAAACUUGGCAACUCGUGAAAAUGCUCUAUGCAAUGAAGUUCUGCAUGAACGUGAUCAAGACUAAGGAAGAAGGCUUGAGAAGUGAGGAUAGACUGGAAGAGAUGAAGACAUGGUAUGGCUCACUUUUUCUUUUCCUUUCUUCCAAACAGAGUAAAGAACUACUAAACUGGUAAGCGGUGAGUUAAGCAGUUUGUGUGAUCUAAUAACUUGUGUAGUUUGUGCCGUUGACAUUAGGUUUAAAACUCUCCCAUAGGGCGAAAGCACCAACACCAAGAAAGUGAUCUCUCCAGCAGGUUUAGUAUCAGCCUUAGAAUUGGCCAUACUCCAUUCAGCAGCACAGCGGUUGUGAUUAAACUGCCUGGAUCAGGAGGGGGUUGACUGAUAUGUGAAAGCAAAUGAGCUAAUAUGUACUAUUAUGUGAAACCAAGUAGCUGUAAUACUUGGAUGAGAAGCCAACUUGUGUCAUUUUUGUGGGGGAGUGCUUUCUGCACUUUCACGAUAUGAGAUUCAUACUCUCACUAGUUGGUUACCAUUGCUGCCACCUUAAUUUGGCCUAAAUUGUACUCUUCGCAACAAGUUGAGUCGUGCUACUCUCGUACAUCGAAAUCAGAAGAAAUCACCCAUAACUCGUCAGGGACUCGUGAUUCAGCCGCCGAUUUAACACGAUCCACAUAUGAUUGUUUAUGGUGAAACAAACUAGGAGCAGAAAAUUGGUGGUUAGGGGCACUUACUGGAGGGUACGAACCAUUCCUCCAAUGUAAAUUUGGACUAUUUCUAGUUGCUGGAUUGUAUGUCUCCAAAAAGCAGGAUACUGCUUCUAAUAGCUUCCAAUGGCAGCACACUAUUCUUCAUAAACUCGUUUCAUUUCCUGCUGCAUUUGACAAUUUUGUUCUUAUUCUGUAGGAAACGUCAUGUCUUACAUUAAUCAUUUGAUGUCUCUAGUUUGCUCUUAUCUGUAAGGCGCGUCAUGCUUUAUAUUAACCAUGGUUAUACGUGUAUAUGUAAUUACCAUAAACGAUAAUAUGCAUUGUAUGUGUUUUACCAU